CCGGGGAGUCCUGGCAGCAGAGCCUCCCUGCCAGCCAUGCUGCCCUCCGCCCUCCGGAGGUGGCUCCACAGACCCAAGCGUUCUGAUCCCAGACUACUGUCACAGUUUUUCUAUGCUGAUGAACGAGUGACUCAAGUGGUAACAGAAAUCAACUGUCUGGAUGUUGAGACAGAUCCUCAACAAUACCUGACACUACUAAACCAGUUGCACCUUAGUCAGGCUGAACUGCUGUCCAUUAUAGAGAGGAUUAUGGAUGAGUGCAUCCCCAGAGAGCGUCAUGGUCGUGACUAUGUCAUCAAAUUCCCUGAAGAUCUUCUGGUAGACAACCUCCGGAACCACAUGUUGUUUGCUGCUGAGUGUCUUAUGGCACGCACCUAUAUUGAUGUGGAUGAGGCAGAUGGAGUACGGUUGCGACCCCUAGCCAAGGAUCUGCUAUGCAGCUUGGAGUUGGUGCGGAUGGUACUUCGGGAGCAGAGCCUAAACCAACCUGGACCCUAUUCAGAACCUAUCCGCAGGGCACUGAUCCGCUUUGAUAUACUCUUUGCUGAAUUUGAGCUGAGCUAUGUUUCAUCUUUAGUCUCAGUGAAGUCACCUGAAGAGAUCUAUAGGCAGCAGGAGAUUGUUGUGCUCUUCUGUGAAACUGUGGCCAGAGCUCUGAAACUUGGUUAUUUGACUCAGGAUAUGAUUGAUGGGUAUGAGCCACAGCUGAUGUUCACCAUUCCCCGCUUGGCUAUCAUUAGUGGUCUUCUGAUCUAUCCAGAUGGACCCCUCAACUUGGAGCGGAGGCCUGAGGACAUAUCUAGAGUGUUCAGCCCAUUUUAUGUCUUGCUUAGAAAAAUCAGGGAUUUGCUGCGUGUUCUGUCCAAGGAAGAACUUUACAAGUUGGAGAAACGUGUGCUGAAUGAGAGUGCUGCAGAUUCACAACCAUUCAGUGACAAAGAUUCUCCUGACCUCAGAGGCCUUGCAACUCCACAUAGUUGCCCAUCUGCUCCAAGGCAUCUUGGGCAAGAGGCUACUAGUCCCCAGGUAGGCAUGAUCACAGGAGUUCCACAAAGAACACGAAGGAUGGAACUGCGAGCCCGCUACAGCAGUACAGAUGACAUGAUUCACACACUAUUUGUUUGCAUCUCUGGAGUGGCAGAUCAGCUCCAGACCAACUUCGCAAGUGACCUGCGUGCCAUUCUGAAGAGCGUGUUCAAAAUUGUGACAUCUCAGACAGAGGAACUGGUGGUGACUGACACUGACCAAACAGAGAUGUGUGUGACAUCAACAGAUUCUCAAGCAGCAGACUGUGCUCUUUGUUGCAAUAACAGAGAAGAUCCUUUGGGACCCCCAGACUGGGUGCCAGAUAGCACUUGCAGGCAUUGCAUGGCUUGUCGCCUACCUUUUACCUUUCUUCGUCGACGUCACCACUGCCGGAGUUGUGGAAAGAUUUUUUGCUCUCGCUGCUCAUCACACUUGGCACCUCUGCCCCACUUCAGGCAACUGAAGCCAGUUCGUCUGUGUUCACAUUGCUACACCACCCACUUGCCUUCCAGCAGCAAAAAUGUGAAUUGUUCAUGAGCAUCAGCUUCUGCAUUGGAUCUUCAUCAAAACACCUCUUGUGCCUGAGAAAACGUUAGAUAAUAGUGCAAGGUGGCUGCUGCCCAUAUCAGCUACAGAGGACUGUGGGAACAACCACACAUUACUAGGAUCCUCAUGGGAACUUUCCAGAACACUUUUGGUGGGCAGGGCAGGGGUUGGCAUGGAAGGAGGAAUUCCAGGAUUUAAUUUUUCCUGUUUAAUGCAAAGAACACUUGGGGCUUAUUUUGGUUUGAGCAAAAAUUAAACACAGGGUAUAUUUGGGCAAACAGCUCUGUAUGGCAAUAAAAGCUUCUCCCAUCCUCUAUCACUCUUCUCCGUGAUGGAGAGGACUCUGGCCCAUGUAGGAAUUGCCAGGUGCUGGCUGCCUGGCUUCUGGUGAAGAUUAAAGAAAGUCUUCUGCCCUACAGAUUCAUUUUUUACAAUCCUGUGAGGUUACAUUACCAAAUUUGGGUGUACGUGCAGUAAGGGCUUUAGGGUGCCUUUGGCUAGAAAUGAAAUGAUUGCCCAGAAACAAAAGAGCCUUGGGAAUUAUAGCCAUGGCCACUUGUCUACCAACUUAUGAUACAGCUAAGACCUGCAACAGUCUUCAUGUGCAGUGUACUCUCUGGAGAACUCUCCUAAUGCACUAUUGUGUGGAAGAUGCUUUGGAAACCUUUGUGGGACACUUACAGCUCCUUCUUGAAACCAGACUGAAUAGGUUAUUUUCCUGAAUACUUGAAUAAAUGCUGUUACUAUAGCUGAUCUGUCUUUUCUGGGAUCAGAAUAACUAUUCUUGUUGGAUUGUUACACUGGUGUUCACAGAUAGAAUCCACUCUGAACUCU
Messenger RNA from Sceloporus undulatus (fence lizard), 2406 nucleotides. RefSeq names its product zinc finger FYVE-type containing 28 (gene ZFYVE28). The record is from RefSeq and is a predicted model, not a curated record. The transcript has 13 exons. Gene Ontology annotation, molecular function: metal ion binding. The coding region runs from base 37 to 1563 and encodes 508 amino acids. NCBI's taxonomy places the organism in Eukaryota, Metazoa, Chordata, Lepidosauria, Squamata, Phrynosomatidae. Gene Ontology annotation, cellular component: early endosome membrane. Gene Ontology annotation, biological process: negative regulation of epidermal growth factor-activated receptor activity.